CAGGAAGUUGAAUGAUCAGCUGAUCCCGCUGGCUGUUGUUGAUGCCUGAAGUUGCUGUUGUUUGGACACUGUGUUGCUCUUAUCUGCUCCUGACAUUGAAGACGCAUUAACCCCGAUAAAGGGACACGGUGGGCAUUUACCGGCUGUCGAGCGUAUGCGUAACAAGGGAAGCGUCUCACAGCGAGGACUCUGAAUUUGCGCACUAGCGGCAGAAGAGCUAGCUCCAAAAGCUCGAACCAUCGGCAGAAAAGAAGAAAGACAAACAGCCGAACACAGGCGACGGCUUUGGCGUGCUUUCUUUGUUUAUGUCGUGCCAGUCCGAACCGCUACAUCGCUUUUCUUUGUCUUGAACUGAGGUUGUUUUUUUCCUGCACGUACGUUAUUUAUAUUUAUACUUCGGUUACCAUUACGCGGAGGGCAGCUAGCUCGUCAGCUAACGUUAGCUACCGCCGCGCAGAGAAACAGUGUUGUUGUGAAGCUUUGAAGCUUUCGUAACCGGCCGACGGUGGCACAUACCGACCGCUCACAGCGACAGGAGCCGGCUCUGUGUGCGUGUUUGUCCCCGGUGCUCUGUCGGUCUGUGGGAGACACAGGACACAACACUGGAGCCGAACAAGUUGAUGUUGUCUCGUUAAACCGAAGACGUGUGAGCCAGUUUGACUCAUCUGUUUGUUUGUCCCUGACUUCGAAUCGACUGAAUUCAUUAGUUUUUUUUAUCCUCAUCGAUUUAAGAGCACACGAACAAGCGAUCGGUUCACUGACAGCUGGCCUUGUACGUUUUUAGGUUGGCUGGCAGGUUGCGUAAUUUGUUUGCGAGCAAGCUGUCAGCCCUCGCUGUGUAACUUGUUAAACUGUUAUUUAAAACCUAUGUAUGUCUGUGAGCCUUAGGUGAUCCGUGUGUUCAGCCUUAGGUAGAGUUGUGGAUGUCGUUGUAGGUAUUUAAUCCAUUUUAUCUGGUACCGCUUUAAUGUGUAGAACAUAUGACAUGUGAUAAAGUGGCCACUCUUGACUGCGAUCCACUGGUUGAGAAGCUGUUCGAGGCUCACACUCGUGAGUUUGGUCGCUUUAGAAAAAGAAGUAGAUAGAGUUAUGAAUUAAAGUAGCCCUCUGAAAGUGUUGUGAUCAGGGAGAGACAGGCGAACAGAAAGGGUCCCUCAGAGGGUCCCAUUGUGUCUUGAGGUGAGCUGCCCCCAACUACUUGCCAAUGCUGGAUCUGGAGGUGGUGCCUGAGAGAUCACUAGGAAAUGAGCAAUGGGAAUUCGCCUUAGGGAUGCCAUUGGCCCAGGCCAUCUCUAUUCUGCAGAAACACUGCCGCAUUAUCAAAAACGUCCAGGUGCUAUACAGUGAACAGACGCCACUCAGCCAUGACCUCAUACUGAAUUUGACUCAGGAUGGGAUUAAACUGCUGUUUGAUGCCACAAACCAGAGACUCAAGGUGAUUGAAGUGUAUGACCUGAGCAAAGUCAAGUUAAAAUACUGUGGAGUCCAUUUCAACUCUCAGGCCAUUGCCCCCACAAUAGAGCAAAUAGACCAGUCAUUUGGAGCUACGCACCCUGGAGUUUACAAUGCUGCAGAGCAGUUGUUCCAUCUCAACUUUCGAGGACUGUCUUUCUCCUUCCAACUGGACUCAUGGAACGAAGCUCCAAAAUACGAGCCUAACUUUGCCAUGGGUUUGGCCUCCCUGCAGAUUCCACACGGGGCCAUGGUCAAGAGGAUGCACAUAUACACUGGCAACAAUCUGCAAGAAACAAGAGCUCCGGUGAUGCCGUUGGCUUGUUUCCUUGGUAACAUCUUUGCAGAGUGCGUUGACGUCCUGAGAGACCGGGCAGGACCUCUGGGGCUCAAACUCCGCCUCCUCACUGCAGGUUGUGGUCCAGGUGUGAUGGCUGAUUCUAAAGUGAGGUCCCUAGAAAGGAACAUCUACUUUGGCGAUUCCUGUCAGGAUGUACUGGGUGCUCUGGGCUCGCCACAUAAAGUCUUUUACAAGUCUGAGGACAAGAUGAAGAUCCACUCUCCAUCACCUCACAAGCAGGUUCCUUCUAAAUGUAACGACUACUUCUUCAACUACUUCACCCUCGGAGUGGAUAUCCUGUUUGACUCUACAAGUCACCUGGUUAAGAAGUUUGUCCUCCAUACCAACUUCCCCGGACAUUACAACUUCAAUAUAUACCAUCGAUGUGACUUUAAGAUUCCACUAGUCAUUAAGAAAGAAGGAGCCGAUUCUCAGACGGAGGACUGCAUCUUAACCACCUACAGCAAGUGGGAUCAGAUUCAGGAACUACUGGGUCACCCCAUGGAAAAGCCUGUAGUGCUGCACAGGUCCUCAUCAGCCAAUAACACCAACCCCUUCGGCUCUACCUUCUGCUUUGGACUGCAGAGGAUGAUCUUUGAGGUGAUGCAGAAUAACCACAUAGCAUCAGUGACCCUCUAUGGUGCCCCACGGACCGCCAGUCAAGCCCGACCUGAGUCUAGUAGUAGUUCCCACUGAGCAAGUAACCAGAACCACAUCCCAUUCUGGCCUGUCCUGAAUCUAGUACCUCUACUGACUGAACCUCUAACCCAGAGCCAGAUUCUUAACCAAGCAGACCUAACCCAGAGCAACAAAGUUAUUCUUAGCCCAGCUCAGACGCUACUCGUUCAACAGAAACACAACCAGAACUCAGAAUAAAUAUAAAAAUCAGCUUCUCCUGGUGCGUCCUGAGACUCGAGACUCUUCCAGUCGGACACACCCAGUCGGCACAGUUAACCCAACCCAGACUAUACCAGGAACCAGGACCUUGUGAUGUGGCCACAGUGUAGGAGCACUAAUGUUUUGAAAGGGUUUCUUGGUUGUGUGGGAAUAUCACGGAGGUGCUGCAGACUGACAUGGUGAAGAAUCCUGUUUGCUGUUUCCAUCCUGUGACUGCAUUUGCCAAGGACCACAGAAGAAGAGUUUGUUGGCAGCCUGUAUAUGGCAAGAACCAAGAUGAUCAGCAAUUAAAUAUCAUCUGCAACAAAUCACAGUGUUUACAGUUUUUCACAAUAGCUAAGACAAACCUACAGCCCCUUUCUCUUCUGGCAAAAUCAAAAUUUUUUAUCACCACAUCAAAAAAUAGAAAACAGUGUUCAUGGCAUGAAACAGAAAAACAUUGCUACUGAGUAUGUUACAUAAAUGCAUUUUGCAUGUAUAUUCACAACUCAGUACAGAACAUAUCACAUACUGUAAGAACUGCAAGUAUUACAGUGCUGUAAUGCAGAUGAGAAAUUCAUUCGGCCUCAGCAUCACGUCUUUUGUGUUUGCUCAAGCCAGAUGACUUUGUCUACAUCACAGGCGAUGUUGCCAGGCAACGGGGGAAGAACCCUCUGGUGUGCUGGAUCCAGCCUCGACAAGACUCCACACCUCGAGUGAAUGAUUGGAUAAAGGGGUCUGGGGCUCUGAGCGUUUCAGAGAAUGGGGUCAGGUGUUUUAGCAAUUGUAAAAACUGUAACGUCCAACAUAAAGUUGUGUAUUUGACAUCGUCGCCAAUGAAAACUGCUGUGGCCAAAGUCUUGACUGAAUACACAUCAACCAACCACACUGCCAGCCCAACCAGUACGGCCUGUCUUCCUGCCGCAACUUCAGAACCAGACCCGACUGGCUCAAUCAAAACCCGGACGCAUCCAAACCGCAAAGAACCAAACCGGCCCAGUCCAACCAAGAGCCAUCAGAGCCAAACGCAUUGGAAGCUGCAGAGGACUGUAACCAAAAAGUCCAGAUUUUGUCGUACAAGAGAAGAAAACCAAACGCACUCAGGGGUGUGGAGAGACGUGUGGGCCCAGAACACGCCCGCAGCGCCAGGGGGACGAGAUAUGACGCCUCGCAAAGCCGAAUGAUCCAAACAUCCAGCAUCAGCUCCCUUCCUACUCACUCUUCCUCCACCUUUCUUCAGUGGUGCCCCCCCCUCCCACACACCCUCCCCUACACACACACACACACACACACACACACGCACACACACUGAAGCACACAGCA
Molecule: messenger RNA, 3991 nt
Organism: Morone saxatilis (striped sea-bass)
Lineage: Eukaryota; Metazoa; Chordata; Actinopteri; Moronidae
Gene: phaf1
Product: chromosome unknown C16orf70 homolog
Exons: 16
Coding region: 1205-2488 (427 amino acids)
Biological process (GO): Golgi to plasma membrane protein transport
Cellular component (GO): dendrite; trans-Golgi network; synaptic vesicle membrane
Source: RefSeq, a predicted model, not a curated record